CCUGCACACCCAUCGUCAGUCGCGCAGUGCUCGUCGACCUUCAUCCGUUCAUCGUCAGCUCCCUCCUCGACAAUUAAACUCAAACGCAAUGGCACCAAGCAGGAAAUUCUUCGUCGGUGGCAACUGGAAGCUGAAUGGCGACAAGGCGAGCCUGGGCGCGCUGGCCGAGUCCAUGAACAAGGCUCCCCUCGACCCCAACACCGAGAUCGUUUGCGGUGCCCCCGCCAUCUAUAUCGACUUUGCACGCCAAAAGUUGGACCCCAAGAUCGGCGUGGCUGCACAGAACUGCUACAAGUUGGCCAAGGGGGCCUUCACUGGCGAGAUCAGCCCGGCUAUGAUCAAGGACUGUGGUGCUCACUGGGUCAUCCUGGGCCACUCGGAGCGCCGCCACGUGUUCGGGGAGACCGAUGAGCUCAUCGGCCAGAAGGUGGCGCACGCCCUGAGCGAGGGCCUGGGCGUCAUCGCCUGCAUCGGAGAGAAGCUCGACGAGAGGGAGGCCGGCGUCACCGAGAAGGUCGUCUUCGAUCAGACCAAGCACAUCGCAGACAACGUGAAGGACUGGAGCAAGGUGGUGUUGGCAUACGAGCCGGUGUGGGCCAUCGGCACUGGCAAGACCGCUUCGCCCCAGCAGGCCCAGGAAGUUCACGAGAAGCUGCGCCAUUGGCUCAAGAAGCACGUGUCCGAGGCUGUCGCCAACUCAACCCGCAUCAUCUAUGGAGGCUCCGUGACGGCAUCGAAUUGCAAGGAACUGGCGGGCAUGGCUGACCUGGAUGGGUUCCUGGUGGGAGGUGCUUCCCUCAAGCCCGAGUUCAUCGACAUCAUCAACGCCAAGAAGUGAAGCGGGCCCGGAGAGAGGCUCGCAUGCCCAAAAUGUACACAGCCCAGAGGAACUCAAUCCAUCUGUACCCUGUACUAAACCAUGCUGGCAACGAU
Messenger RNA from Lethenteron reissneri (Far Eastern brook lamprey), 933 nucleotides. RefSeq names its product triosephosphate isomerase 1 (gene TPI1). Gene Ontology annotation, molecular function: triose-phosphate isomerase activity. Gene Ontology annotation, biological process: glycerol catabolic process; gluconeogenesis; glycolytic process. The record is from RefSeq and is a predicted model, not a curated record. NCBI's taxonomy places the organism in Eukaryota, Metazoa, Chordata, Hyperoartia, Petromyzontiformes, Petromyzontidae. Gene Ontology annotation, cellular component: cytosol.